Molecule: messenger RNA, 1702 nt
Organism: Nomascus leucogenys (northern white-cheeked gibbon)
Lineage: Eukaryota; Metazoa; Chordata; Mammalia; Primates; Hylobatidae
Gene: ZNF487
Product: zinc finger protein 487
Biological process (GO): regulation of DNA-templated transcription
Source: RefSeq, a predicted model, not a curated record
GGCAGAGUCCUUAUACCAGGAUUUCUCAUUUUCCUACAAUGUAUAAUAUUAAUAGUAGGCAUCCUAUAUAGCAUUUUCUCUUCAACUAUCAACAGUGAACAUGACAAGGUGUUAGAUCUCACACAUGUUGUAUGCUCUCUACUUCUGAUCACUGUAGAAUGAAAAUGUACUGUUCUAGGGAUCAGUGUCCUUCAGUGAUGUGGCUGUGGGCUUCACCCAGGAGGAGUGGCAGCAUCUGGACCCUGCUCAGAGGACCCUGUACAGAGACGUGAUGCUGGAGAACUACAGCCUUCUCCUCUCAGUGGGGUAUUGCACUACCAAACCAGAGGUGGUUUGCAAGUUGGAGCAUGAAGAGGUGCUGUGGAUAUUAGAGGAAGAGUCCCCAAGUCAGAGCCACCUAGACUGCUGCAUAGAUGAUGAACUGAUGGAGAAGAGACAGGAAAAUCAAGACCAGCAUUUGCAGAAAGUUGAUUUUGUCAACAACAAAACACUGACUAUGGACAGAAAUGGUGUAUUAGGAAAAACAUUUUAUCUUGACACAAACCCCAUUCUAUCAAGAAAAAUACGUGGCAACUGUUACUCAUCUGGAGUGAAUUUGAAUAAUAUUUUGGAAUAAUUAAUUAUUAGUAAUAGAAGCUCCUUUGUAAGGAACCCUGCUGAGUGUAAUGUACAUGGGAAAUUUCUCCUCUGUAUGAAGCGUGAGAAUCCUUAUGCCAGAGGGAAUCCUUUGGAAUAUGAUGGAAAUGGGAAAGCCGUCUCUCAGAAUGAGGACUUAUUUAGGCAUCAGUAUAUUCAAACUCUUAAGCAGUGUUUUGAAUACAAUCAGUGUGGGAAGGCUUUUCAUGAAGAGGCAGCCUGCAGUUCCCAUAAGAGAGUGUGCUCAUGGGAGACCCUGUGAGUAUAAUGAACAUGUGAGAGCCUUUUCUGCUAGACCAAUAUUCAUUGUUCAUCAGAGAACUCACAUAAGGAAGAGUCACUAUGAAUUCCGUGAAUGUGAGAGGAGGUCUGGUGAGAAGCCACCUGUAAAUAAACACCACAGAGUUAUGGAGAUGAAACACUAUGAGUGUAAUGCGAGUGAGAAUAGUUUUGGCAAGAAAUCACUCCUCAUUCUACGAAGUUACAGAGGAGAGAAAACUUUUGACUGUGAUAGAGAUUUGGAAGUACUCUGCAAGAAGCCAAAUUUCACUCAGCAUCAAGAAACACAUAUAGGAAAGAAUGCCUAUAAAAUUAAUCAGUAUGCUAGUAUAUUUUGCCGUAAGCCAAAGCGUUCUGUAUGUCAGAUAACAGAUACAGAAGAAGAACUCUAUGAAUGUAGUGAAUGUGGGAAAACCUUCAGCCAUAAAUCCUCUUUUAUCCUACAUCAGAGGAUACACAGAGGAGAGAAACCCUAUGAAUACACUGAAUGUGGGAAAACUUUUGGAUAUAGGUCAUGCCUUGCAGUACAUCAAAGAACACACACAGGAGAAAACCUAUGAAUGUAAUGAAUGUGGAAAAAACUUCUGUGAGAAGUCAAAUCUUCAUGUACAUCAGAGAACACACACAGGAGAGAAACCCUGUGGAUGUAAUGAAUGUCAGAAAGCCUUUGGUGAUAGGUCAGCUCUAACAGUACAUCAGAGAAUACAUACUGGCGAGAAACCCUAUGAGGGUAAGGAAUGUGGGAAAACUUUCUCCCAGCAGCCAAACUUCAUUAAUCAUCAGUGAA